AUGAGACUGGCUAGGAGAAGUUCAAUGCCAACACUGCCUUCUUCAUUGGCCGGCUUGGCCAAUGUGUUUGAAUUGGGCAGUUUGAACCAAUACUCCUGCUGUGGACAGUCAUUGUUUCAGGGUUGUGUGCGCGAUGUUGAUGGGCGAGCAGCCAUGAUUUUUGCGUGCACUAACCUGAUACAGUUGGUAGAAGAUAAUAAUAUAGAGGAGAUUCACAUAGAUGCAACGUUCAAGGUAGUACCGUCGAAUAUGGGAAAGCAGAUGUUAAGCAUACACUGCAUGAUUGGAAACCAUUCCAUACCCGUUGUGUAUUGCCUAAUGGAAUCAAAGUCGAGGAACUCAUACAACAGUGUUUUUAAUUUUUUAAAAUUAAACCUACUGACCAACAUAAAUCCUUCGAUUAUUAUUACCGACUAUGAGACGGCACUACGUGACACCCUAACAUUUUUUUUCCCUAAUGCACGUACUGUAGGCUGUUGGUUUCACCAUAACCAAGCAGUUUGGAAAAAUAUGAAAAAAAAGGGUUUUUAA
Molecule: messenger RNA, 531 nt
Organism: Macrosiphum euphorbiae (potato aphid)
Lineage: Eukaryota; Metazoa; Arthropoda; Insecta; Hemiptera; Aphididae
Source: the annotation of a GenBank genome assembly